GCAAGCUGUGUGCAUGACAUCACCGGUGCCCUUAUGCCUGUUUGGCGACAACAAAAGGUCUCUUGUGGGCGGCAGCUUCCCCUUUGGCAUUUGUUUCAGCGCCCAAGAGCCAUUUCUGCCCCGCGCGCAGUUCCUAGUCGGAGUGAUCUACGCGCCUAACUGGUAGUAACCUCGCUGCGCACUUGGGCAUCGUCUGAUUGACUGCUCCGCCUCGGGCUUCUCCUUUUGAGCUGCAGACGCCCGUGCAAACGUCAUUCCCGAGGUCUCCGCAGCAGCAGCUGGAGCUUGCGACCUACAGCACCACAAUUCUGCUGCACCGUCCCCGAUAUUCCCCAAGGCCUUUCCGUAAGCGUUGCGACAAGUGCUCGCAAUGGCGUCUCAGCGACCUGUCACGCCCUCGGGUGGCUACAAUGGCAUCCCCCCGCCCCAAGACCCUGCGCAUCUGAGCAGAGGAUAUGGUGCCAAUUCGCACCUCAAUGUCGACGGCAACGACUUUGCGAACACGCCCUCUGCGCCGGUGGAAUCUUCGCCGCUGUCGCAAUCGCUGAACCGCUACGACGGCGACAGGUUGGGCAGGUUCGAGGAGAACUUCGACGCGCGAACGCGCGGUUCCUCAGUACUCGGAGACGGCGAACACGUGCCCGCCCGGUCCGCCUCGCGAGCGUCUACCGUGGGCCACGGUGCAUCAGGGACAGCUUCAGGCACUCCCUCGCGCAGCGGCACCCUAAAGAAGCGCGCGUCCGUCAAGAGGAGCGGCAGUCUGAAGCGCAGCAGCAGCAGACGCAGCGUGCGUGCGGGGAGCAUCAAGGGCGUCGAGUUCGCGGACGAGGAUGGCAGUGGUGUUAAGCACAACAGCGUCUUUUAUACCCCCGUCCCAACUUCAGGGUCCCCCACCGACAUCCUUGCAAACCGCUUCCAAGCGUGGCGGAAACUGCUCAAAGACCUCAUUACCUACUUUCGCGAAGUCGGCGCCUCCUACGAACACCGCUCCAAGGCCCUGCUUAAGGUCUCCAAUGUCGUCAACAACACCAACGCCCCCGCGCUGUUCCUUGCCGACGGCGGCCUGAACGACGCAAACAAGAUCCUGCGCGACUACCACAAGCAGGCUCUGUCCGAGUCGAACAAGGCCAAGGAGAUUGAGAGCGAGGUUGUCAACCAGCUCUCCGGGCUCCGGGCAGACCUGAGCCAGAAGAUCAAGGAAAUCAAGUCCCUGAGCGGCGACUUCAAGAACUCGGUGGACAAAGAGAAAGAAAACACCCGCAAAGCUGUGGGUGCACUGGAGGAGUCGCUUGCCCUGAUAGACUCCGAUCCAGCGGCCGUAGCUGGCAAAGGCGACCCAUUCGUGGUCCGCUUGGGUGUGGAACGACAGGUCGAGCGCCAGAUUGAUGAGGAGAACUACCUGCACCGCGCCUAUCUCAACCUUGAGCACUCUGGACGCGAACUGGAGUCGAUCGUUGUGGGCGAGAUUCAGAAAGCGUACAAUGCGCUCGCGAGCAUCAUGAAGCACGAGGCUGACGAGAAUUACUCCACCAUCGAAAAGCUGCGAAGCGGGCCUGUGGGCAUGUCUCGUGAUCUGGAGUGGAACGAAUUCGUGACGCACGACCCGCAUUUUGUGAACCCCAACCUGCCUCUGAGGAGGCUGGAGGACAUUGAGUACCCAGGCAAGCACCAUCCUGCUGCGGCUGAGGUGAGAGCGGGGAUGUUAGAGCGCAAGUCAAAGUAUCUCAAGAGCUAUACGCCAGGCUGGUACGUCUUAUCGCCUACUCAUCUGCAUGAGUUCAAGAGCGCGGACCGUAUCUAUACUCAACCGCCGGUUAUGUCCCUGCUCCUGUCUGAUCAGAAGUUGGGGAGCCACGCUCAGCCCAACAGCAGCUCGUACAAGUUCGUGAUCAAAGGCCGUCAGACUGGCUCGAUGCACAGAGGACAUACAUGGAUUUUCAGGGCCGAAACGUAUGAUACCAUGUUGGCCUGGUACGACGACAUCAACAGUCUGAUAGACAAGACCGGCGACGAGCGAAACGCCUUCGUCACGCGCCACAAACGCAGCAUGAGUACCGGCAGCACCCGCUCAGUCAGCUCCGAUGGAGGCCUAGAAGAGGACGAGGCAGACCAUGUUCCCUUCUCCGCAGCACAAUCGGUCCAGAACCAAGGCGUCGCAGAGUCCGAGCGUCCGUCUCGACCCAGUCCAGGUGGGCGAUUCCCAAGUGAUCUCCAGGUCGACCGAAGCUUACAGGCGCGUGGCCCUUCCAGUGGCAGCUCAUCGGAAGUCGGUCUUGAUCUAGCAACCGCAGCCGGAGGCCCCCAGAUGGCACAUGCUAGCUAUCCAAACGCAUACGAUGACCGCACCCCGUAUGACGCAGCGUACGGUCCUGGCAAUCCCUACGAGUAUCACCCGGACAACCCGCAGCAGCAGUUCCAGCGGGAGACCUCGUACUUUGCGAACAAUGCACCGGAAACCCCGGGCCAGGGUGCUGCAAACCCGCCGUAUCCUAAUCAGAACGCCAGCCAAUCUGCUAUCCAACCUGUACCCUACCAGCCCUACCAACCUUCCACUGGUGCCCAAACCCCCGUCCCUCAGCAACAACCUCAAAAGCAAUACCCUACCUUCGGCCAGGGCCAGCCCCAGAUCCAGACCCAGCGCGUAGUAAGUAACUAUGGUGACUGGAUGGCCCCCGCCGCCGCCGGAGCAGGCGGCCUUGCCGCAGGCGCCGUCGGUGCCGAAGCCCUCCACCGCCACCGCGAGGCUCCAGACCAAGAAAAUGAAACCAACGCCGCGCUCGCCGGCCCAACCUCAACCUCCGCACCUCAAGACUACGCCUCGCACCCCGCGUCCCAACUCGUCUCGCAGCACGGAAACGCCGCGCUCGUAGGCGGCGCCGUGCCCAUCCCCCCACGCUCCGGACACGGCCUCGACGACGAAGGCCACGAGGCGUUCUCGGGCGUGAGCAAUCCCGUGAUGGUGACGACGGAGGGCCAGACAUCCGCUGUCGCCCGCGAGGCUGUUGUCGGCGUGGCGGCGCCCGUGGUCAGGACUGCGGAGCGCAUCCCUGAGCCUGAGUCGAGCGCGCGCGACUUCCCGCAGGCGACGCCCGGGCUGGUGGCUGCGGAGGAGGGGAAGCAUAUCGGCAGUGCGAAUGGUGAGGUUGUUGGCGGAGGCAGUGGUGAGGUGAAUGUUGUGCCUGGCGUGAGGAGGCAGAAUACCGACUUCAGUGUGAGCGAUUUACACGUGCCGGGGGAGUAUCCGAAGCAGAAGGCUGUGUAGGCGUCGUUUGCAAUGGUUGCUUUGGGCUGUGUCAGGUCUCUGCUUUGCGUGAGUCUACGUUGGCGCUGGGUCUCGGAGGAUUUCUUGGGCUGGAUUGGGGACGGGAUGGGUUUGGGCAUCUGUGUACAUGACGAAGACACGGUUCGGUACGGUACGGUACGGCUCUAGUGGGAAUUUGGGACUCGGUGGGUUUGGGAGGAUGGUUGGUAGUAAUGGUGCUUUGUGCAUGCGAUUUAGUCUCUUAUAUCCUUGUUAAUGUAUGCUGCUUAUGUCUACG
Paraphaeosphaeria sporulosa is the source of this 3539-nucleotide messenger RNA. RefSeq lists its product as uncharacterized. The record is from RefSeq and is a predicted model, not a curated record. Lineage: Eukaryota; Fungi; Ascomycota; Dothideomycetes; Pleosporales; Didymosphaeriaceae. The transcript is spliced from 5 exons. Bases 371 to 3262 code for a protein of 963 amino acids.